UUACUGCAUGUAACAAACUCCGUGUCCUUCAGAACUCUCCUGGAAGGAAUGGGAACAAAGCGGAAAGGAACCAACAGCUAAUGGCACCAGUUGCAUGCAGUAGAAUAGGUCACCACUUUCUGUGUGGGGAGAGAUCUUCAAUACCAGCUUUGGGAGAGUUAAGCCGAUGCCCUGCGAGAACUUUUUGAUGACCUUGCAAAGUAGCCAACAAUCAAGUGCAAAGUCAUCCAGAGUCACGCUGGAAUGUUGUGACAAAAAUCACAGGACGGCAUGGGAUUCAUCCCAUUCUGUCACUGCCCGACUGUGAAAAGCAGAAGUCAACGGAACCAAAUGUCUGAGCCAGCACAGCGUGAGACACUUGAAACGCAGACACCACCAUCCAUGGGCUAGGGUCCUGCCAUGGCAUGAAUCGAGGCGAAAGAUAGAAGCAUGUCAGCGAGACGUCUAAGAACAAGCCUUGCUGUGCUCUUCCUGGGCCUCUUGGGGGUCCUGGAGGCCCCUGCAAUCUCGUGCAGAAAUGAAGCAGGCAGAGCUGUGGACUGGUUUGUCUUUUAUAAGUUACCUAGAAGACAAGGCAAAGACUUUGGGGAAACUGGACUAGAGUACUUAUACCUGGACUCUGCAACCCGAAGCUGGAGGAGGAGUGAGCGCCUGGUGAAUUCCAGCAGGAGUGCUUUGGGAAGGACCUUACACCAGCUGCACGAAGCACAUACGGCCAAGAGUAACAACACAGCCUAUCUUAUGUACAAUGAUGGCAUCCCCAAGUCUAUGAAUUACAGCAGAAAUUAUGGACACACCAAAGGUCUCCUGCUGUGGAACAGAAUCCAGGGGUUCUGGCUGCUUCACUCCAUUCCAGGGUUUCCUCCAGUCCCGGAAGAAGGCUAUGAGUACCCAUCCACAGGAAGACGAAACGGACAGAGUGGCAUCUGUGUAACCUUCAAGUACAGCCAGUUCGAAGCAAUAGAUUCUCAGCUCUUGGUCACUAACCCAAACAUCUACUGCUGUUACAUCCCAGCCACCUUUCACCAGGAGCUCGUCCACAUGCCCCGGCUGUGCGCCAGGUCUAGCUCGUCAAAGAGCCCUGCCCGGCACCUCACCACGCUCCAGUCGGCCCAGGGAAAAAACUUCCUCCAUUUUGCAAAGUCAGAUUCUUUUUCUGACGACAUUUUCGCAGGCUGGAUGGCUCAACAGCUGAAGACACAUUUGCUGGCAGAAACUUGGCAGCGAAAGAGACAAGAGCUUCCUUCAAAUUGCUCUCUUCCUUACCAUGUCUACAACAUCAAGGCCAUUAAGAUAUCUCGAAAAUCUUAUUUCAGUUCUUACCAGGACCAUGCCAAAUGGUGCAUUUCCCAAAAGGGCACUAAAAAUCGCUGGACAUGUAUUGGAGACCUAAAUCGGAGUCCACACCAAGCCCUCAGAAGUGGAGGAUUCAUUUGUACCCAGAACCAGCACAUUCACCAAGCAUUUCAAAGAUUAGUUUUAUAUUAUGAGGACUGUGACUAAACUUGGUCAAAGGCUAUGCACACUCUUAUUGAAAACAAUGGCAAGUGGAAGUUCUUGCUGUACACCCAUUCUUUAUGUAUGA
This is a messenger RNA of Jaculus jaculus (lesser Egyptian jerboa), 1585 nucleotides long. RefSeq names its product deoxyribonuclease 2 beta (gene Dnase2b). Gene Ontology annotation, biological process: apoptotic DNA fragmentation. The coding region runs from base 430 to 1503 and encodes 357 amino acids. NCBI's taxonomy places the organism in Eukaryota, Metazoa, Chordata, Mammalia, Rodentia, Dipodidae. The transcript is spliced from 7 exons. The record is from RefSeq and is a predicted model, not a curated record. Gene Ontology annotation, molecular function: deoxyribonuclease II activity.